UGAAAACACAAGUCAAAUAAUUUAUAAAAGCAGUAUAAUUAAUAGCCUGAGAACAUUUGAAUAAAUAUCAUCAAGAAAUUGUAUUGUUUCUGCUUUUGAGAAUUAUAAACAGUAAGCAUUUAGUUUUAAGCAUACACGGGUGUUUUGUGAAUAUGUUUUUCAAAUUUAAUGGAAGUGGACAUACCCUAUGGCAAUGGCUGUUUGGUAUUAUAGCUUCGUUGGGAUUCCUUCUCUACGGCCUGGAGGCAGCCUGGCUGUCUCCAACGACAAAGUACCUUCAAUCCACGGAAUCCCCCUUGGGAUAUCCCCUUUCCAAGAAUGCCAUAUCCUGGAUCGGUAGUAUUAACUGCUUCGCAUCAGCGUUCUUCGUCAUACCGUUCUCCUACUCUGCUGACAAAUUUGGCAGAAAAUGGAUUGUGAUUGCUACGGUUACUCCCAGUAUAAUUUCCAUACUUCUAAGGCUUUUUGUGCCAAACCUAAUAGUGUUGCUCGUAACACGGGCCCUCGUCGGCAUAGCGGGUGCCGGCAUCUUUGUUGUGAUACCGAUAUAUGUGCGUGAACUGUGCCAGACUAAUUUAAUAGGUACAAUAGGAUCUUUGGGAGCGCUAUUACAAAAUAUUGGAAUUGUUCUAAUGUAUCUCCUCGGAGCAUACUUCGAUUAUUAUACAAUGCUGUGGAUCUGUUUAGCUUUUAACGUUCUGAUGGCGACAAUGAUGAUAUUUGCUCCUGAAUCACCAGCGUAUCUCGUCAAACGUGGCCAUAUUGAUAAAGCAUAUUCUACUGUAGCGUUUCUCAGAGGUUUGAAUGAAAACAAUGCCGUCGUAAAAAACGAAAUAGAACACAUCCAACUAAAGGAGGAGGAAUAUAAAAACAUACCUAAGCUGGGUUAUAGGGAAAUAUUUAAGAACAAGUCAUGGCGCAACGGCUUUAUAAUAAUGAUGCUGGUCUGGACCACAUAUGGAUGGAAUGGUGCCCUCACGAUCAUUACUUACGCUUCAGUUGUACUUGAGUCUACUGGUUCUAACAUUAAUAUCAGCCCGGAAAUACAAUCCAUCAGCUUUCCCGUUGUAUCGAUUAUUGCUGCCUUUACUUUGACCAUUGUUGCUGAGAGGUGUGGAAGAAAGGCUCUUCAUGCGGGAUCGUAUGCUCUAUCUGGGUUUUCAUUUAGUCUACUUGGAGGAGCAAUGCUGUGUCAAAAACUAGGCUACAUGAUCCCUGACUGGCUCCCAAUCACGUGCAUGAUUAUUGCAGUUGGCAUGUUUUCUAGUGGAGUCAGGUCUCUUCCAUUCAUUAUAUGCCUCGAGAUGUUUAAUUUUCAGGUUCGAGCACAAAUCACAGGAAUCAUACAAACGUAUGGAUGGGGGUUGGCAUCGACGCAACUUCUGGCUUUUCCCACACUUAUUGAAACAUUUGGUCUUCAUAUAAGUUUCAUCAUCUUCGGUGCAAUUAAUUUUAUUGGGAUGGUGAUUGCUCUUUUCAUACCAGAAACUAGAGGCAUACCUGAAGCGGAAAUUUUGAGAAAAUUAAACAAAUAAAUGGUCUAACGACUGAAUUAUGAUUGGACCAAAUGUUAUGUGCUAUGAGCUAUGUGCUCAUUUAAUGGUUCAGGUUGAGUCGGAUUUAUAAUAAAAGUGUGACGAAAAAUGACGCGGUGGACAUUUUCAGCAACUCCAUGGAGACCUUUCGCCGAAGCAACCUGUCUGUGUUAAUUAUUUGCUUUCAUUAAAAUUUUCUUUUGCAUUGUUAUAUUCCUACAUAAUUGCUGUUUAUGUAUUUUUGU
Molecule: messenger RNA, 1780 nt
Organism: Pieris brassicae (large cabbage white)
Lineage: Eukaryota; Metazoa; Arthropoda; Insecta; Lepidoptera; Pieridae
Product: facilitated trehalose transporter Tret1-2 homolog
Exons: 8
Coding region: 153-1535 (460 amino acids)
Biological process (GO): transmembrane transport
Cellular component (GO): membrane
Molecular function (GO): transmembrane transporter activity
Source: RefSeq, a predicted model, not a curated record